GCACCCUGGCAGGGGCCGAUGGUAGCCGCCAGGCCAGCGCUUUGGAGCUCAAGAUUGCAAAGAAGCAGGGGGAAGUCUUCGGUUCGGCCGUGAAGCGCACUACCGCGCCGGCACAAUCCAAGAAGGCUAAGGUCUGCAUCGUCUAUUACAGCAUGUACGGACACGUGAAGAAACUGGCCGACGAAAUUGCGGCCUCCAUGAAGGAGGAGGGCGUGUCCGUGGACCUUUUCCAAGCCCCAGAGCUCCUGGGCAACGAGGCGCUGAAGAAGAUGGGUGCCCCUGCGAAGCCCUCGGACCCUGUCAUGGAUCACUCCACGGUGCAGAAGCUGGCCGACUAUGAUGGGAUCCUCUUUGGUCUCCCCACGCGCUUUGGAAGCGCAGCAGCUCAGAUGAAGGCCUUCUUUGACAGCACGGGCUCCCUCUGGCAGAGCGGGGCUUUGGCAGGGAAGUUGGCCGGGAGCUUCUGCAGCACUGGCACCCUUAACGGCGGGCAAGAGUCAACGCACAUGACCACUCUGACAAACAUGGUGCAUCACGGCAUGAUCUUCGUGCCUCUGGGCUACCAGGCAGGGGGCGAUGGACAGUUUGACAUGACUGAAAUCCACGGCGGCUCUCCAUGGGGCGCAA
This is a messenger RNA of Symbiodinium pilosum, 627 nucleotides long. Lineage: Eukaryota; Dinophyceae; Suessiales; Symbiodiniaceae. The record is from the annotation of a GenBank genome assembly.